Messenger RNA from Funneliformis mosseae, 1056 nucleotides. The record is from the annotation of a GenBank genome assembly. NCBI's taxonomy places the organism in Eukaryota, Fungi, Glomeromycota, Glomeromycetes, Glomerales, Glomeraceae.
AUGGACACCGCUCAGUUGAAACAGGAAUUUGAUAAGGCUAGCGUGAAGUUGGAUAGGUUAGAAGUUUUAAGACGUGGAGGGGAGGAAGAGUACCAAGGGGAAAAGAACGUCUUGGUGCAACAAGAGACUUUUUGGCUGGAAGAAAAGAAGAAGGUGUAUCAAUACCGAAUACUUACUCUUGUGCUUUUCUUUCCUGUCAAAAACACUUUUCGCGCUAUCAUAGAUGCAACUGUCGCCCAGACUUCUUCCCUCGCUGAAAUCAACGCCAAGAUGGAUAAACAGCAUGAAUUUAUGGAUAAACAGCUGGAAUCUAUGUCAAAGAUAUAUCAAUGUAUAACGGAAGAAAAAAAACGUGCUGUGGAAUUUACCGGACCAUUGCCAAAGAAUGAUAUAGAACCCUACGAAUGGAAUGAUUACACUGUAAGUGACCCAAACAAAUUGGAAUUGAUAUCUCAAUACUUAAACCAACAUCUAAAACCAAACCUUCCAAAAGAUUAUGUUGUCUUUAACGUUGCAAACCACAAAAGUUUUCUCGACAUUACUACCGAAAAUUCUCCUUUUCCAUUCAAGAUCAAAGGCGGAACUGACUAUGUGGUGAUGGAGCAGAAGUAUAUUGAUAACUUAAUUGCUAAAGCUGGAACUCGGGUUACUAUAGAGUUAAAGAAAGUGCCGCAGGAGCAAAACAUAUGGCAAGCUAUUGCAGAAAUGGUCGCAGCCGACUUUUUGACGAACGAAGAGAUUAAGGUUAUCGGUGUAUUAACAGACCUGAACGAACGCUGGCACCUUUUUUGGUUAGAAGAGGGGAGAAAAAUCAUGAUGGUCAAAUUAUCGCAUCGUAAAAAGGCGUUGGAUAUUAUUAGUAGGAUGGUUAAGAUGAUGCGUGUGCCGGGUUUGCCCGGAGGGCAACGUAUAAAGAUUUAUGAUAAUGCUUAUACGCAAGUUGAUGAUAUUGCACCAUUAGAGGAUUUUUAUGAGGAGAUGAGUGAGGAAGAUAUACUAAGACAUAAAGCGAGAAAGACUAUUGAUUUAAUUAGAAAUAAUCCAUUAUUUUCAGAU